AUGUAUAAACCUUUUUAUGAUGAUCCUGUUAAAACAUACGAGUAUUACAAUUUUCUGCCUGAUGCUCGAGAUGAUUUAAAAGAUAACGACGAUGUUGUGGUCUUGCCUACAGACGCGCGUUAUUUGAGUGACGAGGAGGAAUUGGACGAAGAGCAACUGAUGGCAAAUGGAAUGCCACAAGAUGUUUACGGUCGUUUGUAGCUGUUUCGCCAAAGAUCAGCUAAUGACGAGUUAUGAAGCAGCGACGAAGAGCAUUUGAGUGAAGUGCGAAAACGUAUACAAAUACCUAAAUAAAUCUAAACACGAUUACUUGGACUGGGAUAAAUGCAAUCCUGAAUGAUCCAUUUGGUCUGAGCCGCCACCUUUAUGUGAAAUGAAUGCCAAUAGGGAUAAACUAGUGGAAGAGAUAAAGGAUUUAAAUCCAGUACAACUAUUUGAGCUUUUCUUUGAUGACUCGGUUUUACGGCAUAUUGUCGAUCAGUCCAUGUUAUAUGCAUCUCAAAAUACUCGACACAAGACACGAGAAAUGAAAUCCUUCAUAAAUUCGAACAUUUUCCUGCGAAGCUAGAGAAGCAAUUACGAUGUGCAGUAUGCAAUUCAAGGGUUCGUCAACACUACGUAUUGGACGUGCCUACUUCAAGUUACAUCAUACAAAAUAAACGGUUUCGCCCAUUCUACUCAGAUGAGUACAGAUAUUUUUUUGGUAAAAAUAAUAAAAU
Acanthoscelides obtectus is the source of this 719-nucleotide messenger RNA. The record is from the annotation of a GenBank genome assembly. NCBI's taxonomy places the organism in Eukaryota, Metazoa, Arthropoda, Insecta, Coleoptera, Chrysomelidae.